Molecule: messenger RNA, 4354 nt
Organism: Triplophysa dalaica
Lineage: Eukaryota; Metazoa; Chordata; Actinopteri; Cypriniformes; Nemacheilidae
Product: AP-1 complex subunit sigma-2
Exons: 9
Coding region: 134-685 (183 amino acids)
Biological process (GO): intracellular protein transport; vesicle-mediated transport
Cellular component (GO): AP-1 adaptor complex; membrane coat; intracellular membrane-bounded organelle
Molecular function (GO): clathrin-cargo adaptor activity
Source: RefSeq, a predicted model, not a curated record
GCUAACGCUGUUUCACAUCUUAUUUUUGUACACAAGACCCGAGGCGACGCAGACGCUGUGAAACACUGUGAAUCACGAACUCAUGUGAAUUAAUUCAUUCAUCGAUCAUUUACAUUCGGAUCUCUUUAGGAAGAUGCAGUUCAUGUUGUUAUUCAGCAGACAGGGAAAGCUCCGGCUGCAGAAGUGGUACGUGCCUCUGUCCGAUAAGGAGAAGAAGAAAAUCACACGUGAGCUGGUGCAGACCGUACUGGCCCGGAAGCCCAAGAUGUGCAGUUUUCUGGAGUGGAGAGACCUGAAAAUCGUCUAUAAAAGAUACGCCAGUCUAUAUUUCUGCUGUGCCAUCGAGGACCAGGACAAUGAGUUGAUCACUCUGGAGAUCAUCCAUCGAUACGUCGAACUGCUGGAUAAAUACUUUGGCAGUUCAGAUGCAAAGCAUGCUGGGAACUACAUAUCAACUGGCAAGGUGUGUGAGCUGGAUAUCAUCUUUAAUUUUGAGAAGGCUUAUUUUAUCCUGGAUGAGUUCCUGUUGGGCGGCGAGGCGCAGGAGACCUCCAAGAAGAACGUGCUGAAAGCCAUUGAGCAGGCGGAUCUCCUGCAGGAGAAUCUAGAUUUUCCGAUCCGUCUGCUUCCAGGUGUUCUGAGUCCAAACACAUCUGCCGAGUCCUCUGGACUCUUCCAGAGUUAAACUCGCUCAGAUCAACACAUCUCAGCCGCGACACGAGUACUUUAACAUGCCUGUGUACUGAUUGGCUGUCGCUGUCCGACCCGCAUGCUGCGCCCCUCCCACUUCACCGCACUGCUGCUGGCUCCGCCUCUGCCUCCACACCGUCCUAUCACAGAGCUGCACCUCAAGUCUUCACUGCGUGUCAUUUAUUUGUGGAAUGUGUUUCUGAUGUUUUUCCCCUCCAUCAUUUCAAACUGACAUUGGUUCAUGUGCAGGACGUCUUUUCACAUUCAUUACAAACAAAGCAUUUGAGACAUUUUAUUGUUUAUUUCUUAAUCAGCAUUGUUGUCUUGUUUUUUUUCCAUUGUAACAUCCCAUCUGUAUAAUUCACAGCCAAAGCAACAAAAUUGCAUAAAAUAUUGAAUAUGUUUAAAUUGAUUAUGAUGGACCUUUUAAGGUUCUUAUAGACGUCUAUUGUAAGCGUGUUAGUGUGAGUGAUGAUUCAGCUCUUGGACUCUAACUUUUUAUUGAAUAUCAGUAGUAGAUUUUUAAUCAUAAAGCCUAAUAAAAAAUAAUAGAUUGUCAGUAGUAUGUGAAAUAAGCCUUCAUGUAACUCAAUUUUUUUGCUAAACAAGACAAAAGUACUGAGAAAGAUUUAGCACAUUUUAUCGAUCCAAAAUGUUCUGGCUGUAUUGUUGUGUUCUUGUUUGUGUUUACUGAGGUGGGUUUGUAUCUCUGUUACUGAAUGUACUGUGGUAGAUGACGUGAUUAUUGUUUUUAGUUGAAAAUGAUCCUGUUUUUAUUGAUGAAAUGACAGCAAUAGAUGAAAUCUAUGCAUUUAAAUUUGGAUAACAUUUGCACAUUCAAUGGAAGUUUAAUAUGAUAUUUGGAACCAAUUUACACUCAAUCUGUCUGAAUGACUCUCUGUAUUAGAGAAUAAGGCAGCAUCUCACAUUCAUUGAUUCAGUAUUACCAUCAUUCAGAAUCUGUGCAAUGUGAUAUAUCUAUUACAGGAACAGUUCCUAGAGGUCCUUAGUUUUCAUUCAGUACUUUAUAACAAAUAUUUUAUUCUUUAUUUAUAGAGUUUCAUUUUCAAACACGUCAAUGCCUGUUUAUGUCAUUGAUCCACUUAUAAAUAUAUGUGUGAUUUGAGAAGUAGAAAGAAAUAAGUAGAUUGAAUCAGUCGUUAUUGUUACAUGGAAUGAAUACAUUUAAAUUUGUGUUCGUUCGAAAGGUAAUUUCAUGAGAACACAAGUGUAAUUCUCAGUGGUGAUUCUAAUUGAAGUGACACAGUUAUACUGUGCACAUUAAUUUGUGCUGACUGAAAUUUAUUUGAAUAAAUAUAUAUUUAUAUUUUUAGAGUGGAAAGAGUGUUUAUUUUAAUCUGUCCAUCAGUGCAAUGAAAGUAUUUUGUCCAUUUUUUUAAAAGAUUGGGUAGGUGAACAUAAAGACAAUGCGAUAUAAAAGAAAAAUGGAGAAAUAAGAAUAAACACUACACAUAAACAAAAGUCACUAUGCAAUAUAAUAAUCAUAAUCAAGUGCAGUGUUUCAGAAACAUUUUAUAUUAUUAAAUACCUUUUACAAUUUUUAACAACCAACCCAAAUCGACCAAAGACUCACAUCAAGUAUGACUUCAUUCUGGCUGGGAACCGUCACCCGCUUUUCACUGUAAAACUUUACAAAUAAAGGUUCUUCUUUAGGUUUUAAGAUCCGUUUUUAUCCAUUUCUUAAGGUUCUUGAUGCUUCUUUACAGGUUCCUAAGAGCCGUGUGCUGUUUUUGAGUUCUUUAUUGAACCAGUUCACAAACGCUAACAUGAGAAUUAUAGAAAGAUUAUAAGAUGCUUUAAAACCUUUGAGCAACCUUUAUUUUAAAAUGUGUAAAUCUUGAUUUAUUUUUUUCAACCAUGAUUUUAAACCUUUUAAAAUUCUCAUGUUUCUUGUUUUUGUUCCCUGUUUUUGGCCGGGCUGUGUUCAGGAUGCCAAAGAGGCAGAAACCCCCCGAAGCGUCCUGGAGGAGAUCGGACUCACAUAAACCCACCGCCCGACACAACUGUACCAAACCCACUGAGAGCCUGUUCAUUUAAACAUGUAGCAAACACACACACACACACACACACGUUUGUUUGAUGUUUACUAAAGCUUAAUUCAACACCCACUAAAAUAUUGCUCUGAUCAGACUCAUCUCACAAUGAGCCACACUAAACACAGAAAAUGUGAAUCUCUUAUUCCAAAGAUUCUUUCACAUGACUCACAUCAGCAUCUGUAGAUGACACAUUUAACCCAGAUGUAAUCAAUGAGUUUUCUGACGUUACAACAGUUUAUGGUUGAGAUUAAGAUUGCUGACCAAAUGUGAAAACCUUUCACAUGUGUGAAUGUGUUAUUUUGUGUUUAUAUGUUUUAUCACAAUAUUAUAAUAAUAUGAUAUUAUAACAGCAUAUACCAUUUAAUAUUCAUGCACUCUCAAAAAAUAUUUCUGGACUGUUAACACAUUGCUUGUGUUACGCUAUUUAUCACAUUUUGUGUUACAUUUUGUGUUAAAUAAAAGGGACACAAACUGUGAUGUAUAUAAAGAUGUCUUGUUUAUUUACCAUAUUGUCCCGAAUAAGACUGUACCUCUUCAAGAAGCUUUUUGGCCAAAAAAUGUAAUACAUUUGUCUGAAAAUAAUUCGUACUGCAUAUUUUAUUGUAUAUAUUUUAAAUAAAGUAUGGUAAAUGCUGGUAAAACGUACCAACAAUCAAGUUUAAACAUUAUAGCAUACCACAAAACUUACCUUUAGUACAAUUUAAUAUUAUUUAGGCUUUUAAUCUUAAUGUGAAAACUGUGAAGUUUCCCAAAAUCUAAUUGACACAGAAGUGAAAUCGUAUUGUUCUCUUGCUAUCUGCCUAUAAAAAAAGACUAGAAGCUUUUCAGUGACUGUUAGCAUUCUGAUUGGUGCUUUCAGUCCUGAUCAAACUCGUUUUACACCAAUUUGGCGCCCCCUAUUGUUGCUACUGCGUUAUUGACAUUUAAAAGCAUCGAGCUCGAUUAGAAGACGACCCUAUUCUUCAGAUGUAUUAAAACCAUCCUCUUAUAUACGGUAUGCGUUCACAUGAUUCUCACGAAUUGGUGGAGCUGAUGUAUAAAUUCACAAACACAUUGAGCUGAUACAGUCAAUCUGACAGUCAACCACGCUUGUGUUGAGUCUGAUCUGAGUCAUGUGAAAGAGUCUUGAGAGUAAAACACAGACCAAACAGCCCAUUCACAAGCCAAAGAGUGUUUCUGAUGUGUGUGUGUGAUUUUAGUUUCAGGUCAAAGCCCUGAAACAGACUCUACUCAAGCAAACCCUUAUAGCCUAGAAAAUUGUGUAGUUUUGUGUAUUGUUAAGCUGCAAAAUGUUUUCUCGUUGUUAAAACACGGGUCUGUUUUCUUCUAUGAACAUGAUGGAGUAAAUAGUUUGAAUAUAGAAUCUUGUUGAAUUUAAAAGGUAACGUUUUUAUCUGUUUAGGAAUUUUCAUUUUUUGUUGAUGUCAGAAAAGUGUGUAAUGUGUCUGGCAUUCGUGUAUGUUGUUUUAGACUCGACACAGAAUUCCACAGACCUGAAUGACCUCACAUCACACUGUGUUCAACAGCCGACACUCGACCACUGUUAACUUCAGUGUGUUAUAUGACACAGGAUUCUGCAGAAAUUAAACUUAAGAAAUGAAACCAAA